AUCAAAAACUCUUCUUUCUGUUUUACCUACUAGAUUGCAAAGGGCUGGUAAAAAAAAGAAACCUACUAUAGAUUGCAAAGAUGGAAACUUUGUCAUCUCAAGUGCCAAAUGAUUCUUUCUAUGUGAGUGCACCUACUAGCCCUGGAAGAUGCAGUCCGGAAUACUUGUACUUCCAUAGUGCUCCAACAACGCCCAUAAGGAAGGCACACAACAUUGCUGUUUUUUAUCAUGACACUGAGCCAGGAACACCAAACACAUAUGAGGAUGCCAAUUCCACAUUCGAUGAGUUUGAAUUUGAUACCAGCCAGCGUUUCAACAUCAAUAAAUGUCACGUUGAGGCGGGAUGGAAGUCCGAGCAGGAUGAGCAAAAGAAGUCACAGCCUGCCAUGGCAUUUGCUGAUGAACUAUUUUGUGAUGGCAAAGUUAUGCCACUGAUGCCACUAAAGCCUCCGCCACGGACGAGCCCACAGAGAUCCAAUACAUUGGAAAAUGCAGGAGGGAGUCCUAUCAAGCGGGCAGCAAAGAGCCCGAUAAAAUUAAAUGAGCCCAAGUGGGUUCUGUUUGCGAGGCGGGCAAGACUUGUGAAAGUGGACCAGGGAAACCCCGGCAAGGCAGGCCCAACCAAUCCUAACAGGGAGACAAGAGAAAGCACAGGGAAGAGAAUCAAUAGAUUUCUGUUUAGAAGCACAUCGACAGGAAAAAGAGAAACGGAGAAGAAGCAAAAACAGGACCCAAACUCAACAGAAACAAAGCCUCCUGAGGCGAACAAACUGACACUGACACAUUACAGGCCUGAGCUAUUUCUUUGUGUGGGUUUGGGAUCAAAGUAUGUGCAGCAGUAACAAGGCAAGAUUCUAUGAUUUCCCUUCUUUCAUUUUGUAGGGUCGUAAUAUGCUAUCAUAACCACACUAAUGCACCAGAUUCUUGGUCAUUGUGUGGGGUCACAGGAUGCGAUCAUAUUA
Messenger RNA from Rubroshorea leprosula, 962 nucleotides. The record is from the annotation of a GenBank genome assembly. NCBI's taxonomy places the organism in Eukaryota, Viridiplantae, Streptophyta, Magnoliopsida, Malvales, Dipterocarpaceae.